Anguilla anguilla (European eel) is the source of this 3733-nucleotide messenger RNA. It is a transcript of the gene usp6nl, whose product is annotated as USP6 N-terminal like. The transcript is spliced from 14 exons. Lineage: Eukaryota; Metazoa; Chordata; Actinopteri; Anguilliformes; Anguillidae. The record is from RefSeq and is a predicted model, not a curated record. Bases 449 to 3256 code for a protein of 935 amino acids.
UGUGCAGAUGAAGGGAGGCGAUAGGGAGGGAGAUGCCCCUCUCUGCCUGCACCUCUGCCCUUGAUCUCCCAGACCCGGGUUCAACGGACCCCGUUGUUGUUCUGUGCCUCGGUGAGGAAUGCGGAGUGUGGGACUGGGGCGUGACGCGUGCGCUCCUCCGGACCGCUCCUCCGGGCCGCUCGCUCCGUAAACAAAAAGCGUCAUUGUAGCGCGGUCCGUCAAAAACGUCUCUUCUUUCACUUCUUCUGAGUGAAGCAAAGGGUGCGUUGGUGUGGGCCACUCUCUCUCUCUCUCUCUCUCUCUCUCUCUCUCUCUCUCUCUCUCCCUCUCUCCCCUCGCGCUCGCUCGCUGAGUGGUUUUGGAGUGGCCGUGAGGACGCUGUUUUCGGGAGCGGUGCCGCGCUGGAAUGGGCUGAAGUGUUUGUUUGUGCACAGCCGCGGCGUCACCGAUGCGGACCAAAGCUCAGAGCGGCCCUGAGGAGCGCUCGGGGAGCUUGCUGAGAGCUUCCGAUGCGGAGCAGGAUGCUGCCUUAAAGCUGGAGCAGGAGAGGGCGGAGAUCGUCGCCAAAUAUGACAAGGGAAAAGAGGGAGCAACAGUGGAGCCCUGGGAGGACGCAAACUUCCACCUCUACAAAGUCAUCGACAGAUUUGGCUUCCUGCAUGAGAAUGAACUCCCAUCGUAUGACUCGGUGGAAGAAAAGCAAAAACACCAGGAAGUGGAAAGAACUUCAAAAUGGCUGAAAAUGUUGAAGAGUUGGGACAAGUACAAGAACAGUGAAAAGCUGGUGAGGAGGAUCUACAAGGGAGUCCCUCUCCAGCUCCGGGGCGAGGUGUGGUGCCUCCUGCUGGAUAUUCCCAAAAUAAAGGCGGAGAAGAAGGACUUCUAUGAGAAGCUGAAGCUGAGGGCGAGAGGGACAUCUCCAGACGUCCGUCAGAUCGACCUGGACGUGAACCGCACGUAUCGCGACCACAUCAUGUUCAUGCACCGCUACGACGUCAAGCAGCAGGCCCUGUUCCACGUCCUCACGGCCUACUCCAUGUACAACACGGAGGUGGGCUACUGCCAGGGCAUGAGUCAGAUCACUGCCCUGCUGCUCAUCUACAUGAACGAGGAGGACGCGUUCUGGGCCCUGGUCAAGCUGCUGUCCGGUCAGAAGCACUCCAUGCACGGUUUCUUUGUUCCUGGUUUCCCCAAGCUGAUGAGGUUUCAGGAGCACCACGACCGCAUUCUGAAGAAGAUGAUGCCCAAACUCAAGCAACAUCUGGACAGCCAGGAAGUCUUCACCAGCCUGUACACCAUGAAGUGGUUCUUCCAGUGCUUUCUUGAUAGAACGCCUUUCACCUUGACUCUCAGGAUAUGGGACAUCUACAUCCUUGAGGGAGAGAGAGUCCUUACUGCUAUGUCUUACACUGUCCUCAAACUCCACAAAAAGCACCUGCUGAAGCUGUCCAUGGAAGACCUUGUGGAUUUCCUGCAGGUCAGCUUGGCCAAGGACUUCUUCUUCGACGACGACUUUGUGAUCGAACAGCUGCAGAAUUCCAUGUCGGAACUCCGACGCUCAAAACUGGAGCUGCCCGCGCCAGGUAAAGAGGAUGAGUUGCCCAAGAAGCCCCUGGGUCAGCUCCCACCCGAGCCUGCCACCACCACCGCCCCCACCACCGCCAACCACAUGGUGAACGGGCAGAGCCACAACGCCAAGCCGGCGGAGACGCCGCUAACGCCCAGCGCCGGUCCGGAGCGCCCCCAGGAGGAGGUGCGGGCCAGCGUCGGUCCGGAGCCGCCCCAGGAGGGGGGGGGGUCGGCCCAGCUCCGGUCCGGAGCGUCCCCAGGAGGGGAGCCGGCCCAGCAGCCGGGCCCGGAGGAACUCGCUGGAGAAGCUGGUGCGGCAGCACAAGGCCGAGAAGAGGGAGGCCCGUUCGCGGGGGAGCUCCGGGGAGGCGGAGCCUCGGAAGCCGCCGCCCGCGGCGACCUCGUCCCCGGGGCCCGGCGUAGCGCCAAACUCCGCCGCUCAGGACGAGCCCAGGGCGGCCAACCAUGCCACGGCCAACCACAACUCCAACGCGGCGUCCGGCGGCCGCAAGGACUUCACGCCGCGCUGGGUGAAGCCGUCGGAGACCAGGCUGGAGGCCGCCAGGACCGCCGCGGGGCGGGGCCUGGUGUUCAUCCAGGGCGGCUCGCCGCCCCCGUCCGGCCCGGAGGACGGCCCGCUGCCCCACCGCCGGCCCCGCUCCCGAGGCGGCUUCGUGGCCGACGCCAACCGCGGCUCCAACGCGUCGCAGUACGACAACGUGCCCGGGCUGGAGCAGGACUGCGCCGACGCGCCGGAGCUGGAGCAGCCGUCCCCGCGGGGACACUUCGGGCCUCCGGCGCCCAAACAGAGCAGCCCCAACCGAGCGCCCGGCGGCGCCGAGAUCGGGACCGGGCCCCGGGCCCCCAAACACACGCUGCAGGUGGGCAGCCCGGACCCGCGUCCCAUGGGGAGACCCUCGCCCAGCUACUCCAACCCCCCGUACCUGGGGCCCCCGCUCAGGCCCCCCCUCGGCCCGCCCCUCGGCCCGCCCCUGCAGGUCUCCCCCGGGAGGCCCCGCGCGGGCCCGCCCUUCCACGCGGCGUACGGCGGCGUUCCGGUGGACCUCCGGCCGGACGAGCGCCACUACGGCACCGCGCUGAGGGCCCCCACCAGCCUCUCCCCCGAAAAGGGCCCCGUGAACUCCUACGCCACCUACCGCCGGCCGCCGCCGCCCAGCGCCGCGGCGACCGCCCGCAUCACCGUGGCGCCCGCCGAGCCCAGCGCGCAGUUCGACAGCUCCGGCUCCGCCCCCGGCAGCUUCCUGAGGCAGCCCACCAGGCUGAUCGGCGUGCCGGCGUUCGCACCCUCGGACUACGGGCAGGAGGGGUGGAGGAGGGUGGACCAGCCCCCGCCCCCGCCCUACCACCCCGAGGGACACGGGGGGGGCGGCGGGCCGGGAGGGGGGCGGCAGUGGAGCCACGAAAGCGAUUCACCCCAGUCCUCCAGUGGCGUGCCCCGAUCGCCCAGCUUCCACAAGGCGCAGAUGUCGCCCGUGAACGAGUUCCGCUACCCGCCGGUUCCCGACGGCCUGCGCCAUUACAGGACACAGUAUCAGGAGCAGCAGCAGCCCCCGCCGAGGCAGCAGCAGCUCCCCCCAGUGUUCGGAGGACCACACUACAGGCACGCACCAGAAGCGUUUGCCAUGCAAGAGUCUAUGCUGCUGUGAGUGUGCGAGAGAGACAUUGAACUGCUGCAGGGUCACCUGCAUGGUAACAAAAGUGGGGAAAGUUGCUACUACUCUCACUUUUCUCUCAACUGUUUUUUUUUGUUGUUGUUUUUAUGUGACAUACUGAGCUUAAGUCAUAAUUAUGUGACUGAGCACACCAGCUUCUGGGGUUUUAUGAAUCCUAUUCUUUUAAGUACUUUAGAGUUUUUUUUUUUGUUGUUUAAAAAUUAACGCCAGAUGUUUAUUGCUUAUAGUGUAGAACAAAAUGUACAGUAAAGGUUUAGUUAAUAUACAGAGCUGUUUAUGAUUCCUCAAUAUACUGAUCUGGAGUUCUUUAUUUCCCCAAGUGUCAAAAAUAUAGUAACUUUAUUUUAAAAUCUUUAUAUUUUUUUUACUGGGUUACUUCCAAAUAUCUACUUUAGAAGGUCAAUUUCUUUUAUAUAGUUGUGAAUAUCGUAUUUUUCCAUGAGAGGAAAUAAAGCUCUAUCUGAUGAGAA